Molecule: messenger RNA, 4910 nt
Organism: Drosophila bipectinata
Lineage: Eukaryota; Metazoa; Arthropoda; Insecta; Diptera; Drosophilidae
Gene: dve
Product: SATB1_N and homeodomain domain-containing protein dve
Biological process (GO): regulation of transcription by RNA polymerase II; chromatin remodeling
Molecular function (GO): RNA polymerase II cis-regulatory region sequence-specific DNA binding; DNA-binding transcription factor activity, RNA polymerase II-specific
Source: RefSeq, a predicted model, not a curated record
CUUGGACUGCGAGAGGAUGUCUUGACGCGCACCCUGCCAAUUCAGUCAGUUACCUGCGAAGAGUUCCCAGGUGCGAGGGCGAUCAGCUCCAGAACAUAGCUAAAUUAAAGGACAUACAUAGCUCCAUACCCGGCUACUCCUGCGGGCAUCCAGAAGUUCGUCACAGAACCAGAAGAGCCACUGAACGCUCCACUGGAUUUGCGAGUCCGGCAUUCGACACGCUGCCAAUCCUGGUGACGCAGCGACGCGAUCAGCUCCCGAUUUCAUGGCACUAAUGAUGUCGCGUCGCCCCCAACAAGAACAACAACAACUACAUGACAAACUAUUGCAACAACAACUGACUCAGAAACAGAGGCAACUUCAUCUAGCGUCAUCGAAUCCGUUCCACCAGGAGUCGCGCCUUCCAAGCGAACGUGUGUGCAAAUACGCGAGUGUGUGUGCGUGUGUCUAAUUAGCGUCUCCCCGUCAUAAAUCGGAAAUCAGAAAUCAGAAUUCACAAAUUGAGAAAUAUCUCUACCCCGAACCGACCUCAGCCUCAGCCUCAACCGCAACAUCAACCAUCUCCGGGAGGGGCAGUAAUCGAAUUUGAAAUCGGUACUUUAUCGCGCGUCUGCAAAUUGCACUCAAAUCGAAUCAAACGAAAUCGUAGCGGACCAUACAAAUUGCAAUUAAUGCCAAAGCGCCUGCAUCUGGCCAAUAAAAGUAAUAGGUGGAACAAUAUUGCCAGUGAUUAGAACAUUGAAUCGCCAGCGAGAUGGACUUCCAGAGCGCCAUGGAAACCUUUGCCGAGGCCUGGGUGGCGGCCAACGCCGGUCAGCAGAGUCAGGCCCUGGCUUUGACGCGGGCUGCCAACGCGGCCGCCGUUGUGGCCGCCGCCAAUGCCAAAUCACCUGCCUCGGGCGCCUCGGCAGCCGCCAGCCUAGCGGACUUGGCCGUCAAAAAGGAGCACUCCCUAUCACCGCCCCAUAGUGUGGUCGGCGUGGGCGUGGCCAGCGAGGAGCAGCACCGACGCUCCUCAUUGCAGGGCGUCCAGGAGAAGCUCACCCAGCUGCAAAUGCAGCAGCAGCACCACCAGCAACAGCAGCUCCACCAUCACCAGCAGCAACAGCAGCCAGGCGGAGGAGGUGGUGGCGGAGGACCAGGUGGAGAAGCGGGUGGCCGAAGGUCCUCCGAGGGCUCUCCCCCCGCCAGCCAUCCCAGCCAGAACUCCGAGGGAAAUGCGCUCUCCUCCUCGACAGCCUCUUCUAGUCAGAACGCCACCCCCAAGAGCGAUCGCGAAAGGGAACGGGAGCGCGAGAGGGAGGAGCGUGGGGAGCGAGGCAGCAUCUCGUGCCUGCCACCCGCCGCCCUGGGGAUGGCCGUGGGCGUGCAGCAGGCCCAGCAGCAGGCGGAGAAGCUGCUGAGCCAUCCGGCCCUGGACUCGCGACGGGAGUUUGACGUCAGCAAAGUAAAUCCCAAAUCACUUCCACUCCACUGUGUGGUGGAGUCGGUGCACUCGCUGCACGCCUCCCUAACCAUCGACACCCGCCAGCCCUGGAAGCGGCGGCCCAACAUCGAGACGGACAGCUAUGUGAUCAUCGCGGCGGCCACGCCCUGGAGCGAGAUUGUCCAGACCGCCCUGCAGAGGCUCGGCUACUCCCAGGAGGUGGCCAACACAGCCAGAGGCUCUCUUAUAAUCAAGCACUGGAAACCCAUUCCCCUGGAGCAGAUAUCCGAUAAUCCGGCCGUGCCAGUCAGUGAUAUCGUGGGGGAACUCACAUCGGUGAUCACUCUAAGGAUUGUCAUCCUGCGGCCCAAGACAUCGCCGCUGGGCGAGAUCAAGGACAAGCUGUUGAAGCUGCUGGUGUUGCAGUCGCAUGCGGUGCUCCGCUCCACAGGAUGUCCUUUGGAUGAGGUUACCCUCUCACAGAUUUGUCGAAGCUCCCACCAGAACACCUACGCCCUGCCCGGAGGCGAGAUCUCCGAUGAGCUGCGCCGCAAGUUCGACCAGUGGUGGUCCAACCAACUCUCCCCCCAAGCGGCUGCCAUGGCACCCAAGAUGUUACCCUUCAUGACCGGUCCUUCGCCAGUUCCGGUUCCAGUGGCAGUGCCCGGCGAGAUGGACUUCCCGGUGGGCACAGCCAUGGCGGCCGCAGCCGCUGCUGCUGCCCAUGCCGCCGCUGCCGGAGGAGCCGCUGGAAACAAUCCUCUGGGAUCGAUGGGCAGUCGGGAGAGCCUGCUGUUGGCCAACGAGGCAGCCCAUCACCCUGUGGGUGGACCGGCUCCAGGUUCUGGUCACCACGGCAACAUGCUAGUGCACCCUAUGCACGCCUCCAUGCACCACCACCACCAUCACGGCGGCAGUGGCCAUGGCCCCCAGUAUCCUAACCAGAAGACACGCAUGCGCACUAGCUUUGAUCCGGAAAUGGAACUGCCGAAGCUACAGAAGUGGUUUGCCGAGAACCCCCAUCCCUCGCGCCAGCAGAUCCAAACCUACGUGGUGCAGCUCAACGCCCUGGAGUCUCGCCGUGGCAGGAAGCCUCUGGAUGUAAACAACGUGGUGUACUGGUUCAAGAACGCCCGUGCUGCCCAAAAGCGGGCGGAGAUGCGGGGCGGAAGCUUGGGCAGUGCCAUGAGUGCUCUGGGCCAUGCCGCCAUGAACGGCUAUCUGAGCCAGCACGCUCCCUUGGGCCAGAACUCCAGCAGCAGUGCCGGGAGCCAGCCCAUGAGCAUGGGCAACUUGUCCAUGUCCCACGAUUAUCUGAAGAGCCCGCUCAGCUUAAAGUCCGAGGACAUAGACACCAUGUCCCAGCACUCGGACGACAUGGAGGAGGAGCAGAGCCGGCCAAACACCCCGCAACUUCCCUUGUCUCUAACCACCCACGAGCGCCAUCGUAGCUCUCCUUUGAUGGAUGACGAUGAGGAGGAAGCCGCGGAGCAGCCACAACUCCAGCAGCAGGGCGAGGCCAAGAGCGAUGGCAUGAAUGGAAGCUUGAACGAGGAGGAGCGCCAGGAGAAGCCGCGCGAUGAGCUCCAGGACAACGACAAAGAAGGCUCCGGCGCCGAGGAUCGUCAACAGGACUCCGAUGCCCAAAUCGAUGCCGCCUCCAACCUGAGUGGCAGCCACAACAAUAACAGCCACCACAACAACAACAGCAGCUCGCACAACCAGAGCCACAAUGACCAGGAUGUCAGCUCCACGCCCAAACGCACUACGCCAAAGGAGGAGGAUGACGACCUGGACAUGGACGAGGACGAGGAGGACAACGAAAAUGAUGCAAGCCAUUUGGACGAGUUCCGUUCGCCCUCACCCGAUAUGCCGGGUGGCGUGGCGCCGCACAAGGAUCAGCUGCCAUUUCCCAUGGUGCCCAACUCGAUGUUCUCCCAGUCCUUUAUGUACAUGAGCCACUACAUCCCGGCCUUUGGCCAGGCGGCGGCAGGACAUCCGCAUCAUCAUGCCGCAGCCGCAGCUGCUGCCGCCGGAAUCCAACCCAACGCCUUGAUGGGCGGCGGUGGCCUCAACCUGUCCAGCAUCUCAAACGAGGAGCGAAGGAAGAGGAACCGCACCUUUAUUGAUCCGGUCACCGAGGUGCCCAAGCUGGAGCAAUGGUUUGCCAUGAACACACAUCCCUCGCACAACCUAAUCCUCAAGUACACCGAGGAUCUCAAUACUAUGCCUUAUAGGCAAAAGUUCCCGCGUCUGGAGAGCAAAAAUGUGCAGUUCUGGUUCAAGAAUCGCCGGGCCAAAUGCAAACGCCUCAAGAUGUCGCUCUACGAUAGCAACCAAUGCGCCCAACUGGGUGGACUGGGAUCCUUUGUCCCCAAGUAUGAGGAAAGGGACUAGAGAGAAGACACCUAUCCAGAGUUUGAAAUCAAAAUUAGCAGCAUUUUUUUUUGUAAAUAGUGAACCAAGAAUGAAAACACAGACACACACACACCCAAUUAAAGCAGGUUGAUUCAUCAACUGCAGAUAUGACAAAUACUAUACCAAUAUUAUAUACGAUAGAUGAUAAAAUAUACAAUUCUCUAGUUUAGCCCACUCUAAGUAUUAUGAAAAUCAGAACUACUAACCCAGUUAUGCGUUACCAGUUGGCCGGAGGAGCGUCUAGCGAAAAUUAGAGAAAAUAUUACAAAUAAUAAGAUCUUUGCAUGAACCAGUAUGACUAUUUUAUAGCUAAGAGAGAACUUUAAUCCUAGAAACUCUUGGCAUCUAUUUCUAUCUAGCUCGUAGUGAUGUCGAAUCGAUGUAGAGGUAUUCGAUAUCUUAAGCAUAAGCAAACCAAAGAGAGCCAAUUUUCGAGAAUAUAAUGUAUAUAAUGUAUGUUAUCCCUAGGUACGCAUUCUUGAGCAUUGUGAAUUUUGUUCGGUUUUAGUUGCAUUUGAAUCGGCAGUUUAGGUUACCGUUUAAGUUUUAGUUAUCCUGCCUUAUUUGAAAUAAUAAAAAUUACCCAUCCAAGCCUAGCACAUAUCCUGACCCGCUCCCUUGGAAAACUAGCACACGGAAUUCGCAUAUAUAGAAUGUAUAACAUACGAUUCGUUGCUUUCGAUGUCUUGGUAUCUAAUACCGAGCCCCCCCCUUAAAAGCUCAGCUGGCCAAUCGGCGGCGAUUUGGCUUAAACCCUCCGUUGCUCUCCAUUUUCCUGCAAAACGUUUCGAAUGAAGCACCUUGACAAGCUAAAACCAUAAACUGAAAUACGAAAAUGUUUUAUAAAUUGUUCCAUUAGUUUCGUAAGCCUUCAGAUAGAGAAUAAAAAUUAAAUAAUAUUGUAAUUUAUUGCAAGCAAGCGCAUCCAUAACAGCGACACAACUCACAAGUAAUACACAAAACAGACAUGAACAUCCACACAUCUUUAUAUAUAAUAUAAAUAGAAAUAUAUUCCCCAGCAAUUAUUAAAUGAUUAAAUAAAUACAAUUUUAAAUGUCAAAUCUAA